Molecule: messenger RNA, 798 nt
Organism: Ceratotherium simum simum (southern white rhinoceros)
Lineage: Eukaryota; Metazoa; Chordata; Mammalia; Perissodactyla; Rhinocerotidae
Source: RefSeq, a predicted model, not a curated record
ACAAGGAAAGUCCUGCUCAUUGGUGCCAACUUUGGGGGUCAGUGUAUAAAAGCCCCAGAAGAGAAGGAGUCAUCAGAUUCUUGAAAACUCACCUCUGAACAGGAGCCCACCCUCCAGCCCUGACACCAUGACCCACUCCUGCUGCUCCCCCUGCUGCCAGCCUACCUGCUGCAGGACCACCUGCUGCCAGCCCACCUGCUGUGAGUCCAGCUGCUGCCAGCCUUGCUGCCCCCCAACUCGCUGUCAAACCACCUGCUGCAGGACCACCUGCUCCCAGCCAACUUGUGUGACCAGCUGCUGCCGCCCUUCCUACUGCAGCUCAACCUGCUGCCAGCCCAGCUGCUCUGAGUCCAGCUGCUGUGGACAAACCUGCAGUGGGUCCAGCUGCUGCCAGCCUUGCUGCCCCUCAACUUGCUGUCAAACCACCUGCUGCCAGCCAGCUAGCUCUGGACCCGUGUACUGCCGGAGAACAUGCUACCACCCCACCUGUGUCUGCCUGCCUUGGUGCCAAGUCCAGAGCUGUGGAUCCAGCUGCUGCCAGCCUUCCUGCUGCUGAUCCUCUCACCACGGAAUCGUGUGACACAAACCAACCUUCUGACAACCAACCUGUCAGUUCUUCCUUACUGCCACAAGCUCGGUCCAGCAUGCUGCUACCAUCUUUCUAUUAGUCAUAUUCUUGAUUAAAAGGCUCUGUGAGUAGGCGUGGUAAGAUGCAGUCAACUACAGUCUAAUUUUCUUCAUCUUUAUUUGCUGUUGAUCCCUGUGAUAGCUGCAGGUCUAAGGUCUCCUUGACCUAUG